UUGUUUUCUUUUAGCGAGUGGCUUUGGCAAAUGGUGGAGUUGCUUUGUAGCUCAUUUUGGAGCAAAGCAAGCCACUUAUCUUCCACCGCCAUGCCCCUUUGUUCUCCACAAGAAGCUCUUCUCAGACUCUUCUACAAUGCCUCCUCCUCCUUCCUCCCUCCUCCUCCUCCUCCUCUCCUCCUCCUCCUUCCUCCUCCUCCGCUUCUUCAACUUCGUCGGCAACUACUCCCUCCUCCACCGAGAUCAGCAGUAUGAGUAUGUGUUUUACGAGGAUGAAGACCAGGAGGAAGAAGGAAGGGAAGAAAGGUUUUGUUAUGAUUCGAGGGAUAAUAAUAAUAUCGAGAGAGACCAUCUGGUGGCCGACGUCGUUGGUCGUGGAGAAAGUCUUAUGUUUCUGCACUCCGACCACCACCAGACUAGUCCUCAGUCUUUCUCCGAAGACCUCUUCAUAAGUCCGCGGGAGAGCUCGCUUGAUGAUGAUACCUCCGAAUUGGAAAACCACUAUGCUUCUGAUCAAACCUUGUCUGUUCAUAGAUCUCCACUGGUUUCAGACUUUGAAACUGAAGGGCUUGUUGAAGAAGAACAACAAGAACAAGUUGUUGCUGAUGCUGAUGCUACUGCUGCAAGAGAUCAUCAUCACGCUGAUGAUGAUUCUGUACUGAACACUGUUCCUAUUGAUAGCGACUUAGUGGACAGUGACAAAACAUGUGACGAGGAUCAUGUUACUGAUAGGCUUAUUAAAAACAAGAAAGUGCAGGAGGCCAACUUCAUGGGGGAUGGCAGGUUCUUUGUUUUGGCUCCGACCAAUUUGAAAACGAAGAGGCUGAUUGUUGAAGAAAAGGACGAAGAAGAAAUAUAUGGUGACUCAUGCACUGCGGGGUCCACCUCCAAGAGCUCAUCGGACUGGAGGAGCUCAGCCAUUUGCAGAGAUUCUGGAACCGAUGACCCGUUUUCUUCUUCCUCCAGAAGGAGCUGCCCCAAGUGGGAGUCUUACACCGUGUUCCAGAAGUACGAUGAAGAAAUGACAUUCCUAGAUAGAAUUAGCGCACAGAAACUACACGAAACUGAGUCUUUGAAGUCAAUCUAUGUAUCUCCGAGAUCCAUAUCAGAGCGUAUAGCGUACAAGUUUUCAAAUAUAAACAAAACACCAGCUCACAUACGUCAGAACCCAUACCGGGAGCUGGAGGCUGCGUACGUUGCACAAAUCUGCUUGACAUGGGAAGCUCUGAACUGGAACUACCAGAAUUUUCAGUCAAAGAAAGCAUCGUGUCUUGAUGGUUGUCCUGCCAUCGUUGCCCAACAAUUCCAGCAAUUUCAGGUGUUGCUGCAGAGGUACGUUGAGAAUGAACCGUAUGAGCAUGGAAGGAGACCAGAGAUCUAUGCCAGAAUGAGGCUUUUGGCACCAAAACUGCUCCUUGUCCCAGAAUAUCGAGAUUCGGAGGAUGAUCAGAGGGAGAGUGAUUAUCAGUCAAGAAUAUCGUCGACAUCAUUUCUUAUGAUAAUGGAGGAUGGGAUCAGAACUUUCAUGAAUUUCCUCAAGGCUGAUAAAGAGAAGCCCUGUCAGAUCCUGGCAGCCUACUUUAAGAGAAACCGAAGAAACUCUGUGGAUCCAACAUUACUUCGGCUCAUGAAGAAGGUUAACCAAAAGAAGACGACGAAGGUGAAAGAUCUUCGACGUUCACGGAAAUGUCUGAGGAAGAGGAAGAAGCAGAAGGAGGAUCAAGAGAUGGAGAUUUUGAUGGCACUGAUAGAUCUAAAAGUAGUGUCGAGGGUUUUGAGAAUGAAUGAUUUAAGCGAAGAACAGUUGCAUUGGUGUGAGGAGAAGAUGAGCAAAGUGACAGCGAUGGACGGGAAGCUUCAAAGAGAUUCCUCUCCACUUUUCUUCCCUGCACAUUGACGGGCUGACUCACUCGCCCAGAUUACACGUUUCACAUCAUUAUAUUAAGAUUUCUUAAUUCUUAUUCUUGCUGCUUCGUGACUGGAUGAUGAUUGUGCAUGCAUGAGUCAUGCACAAAGUAAAGGAAUAUCCUCAACAUGCUUUUGUAGGGGUUAAAGCAGAAAAGAAAAUGGAGGGACCCCAUAUAUAUAUAUAUAUCAUCAAAGUAAGAGAGAGAGGGAGAGCCGGAGAGGGAGAGCGCGCGCGCGCAUGGGUUUUGGAGCCAGAAAUCCAUGGAAGGCAAAGUUAAAGAUGAACACUGAAAGGGAAAGACCAGAGACAAAGCAAGGAACAUCAAGACAAGGACAAGAGUAGCUUUCGUUUUUUUUUUUUUUUUCACUUUAGUUUUUUUUUUUUCUUUUAAUUUUUAAAUUAGGGUUUAUCUACUAGGGGGGCUUUUAGACUAAGUUUUAGCGGAAUCUUAAAGAACAAUAAUCCAGACAUCUGCUACACGCAGUAUCUGCAGAAAUAAAGAAGUAUAUAGUACACAUGUGAUAGACUGGAGAAAUAACGGUAGGCAAUAAAUCAGUUUUCUCUUCUUUUUCUUUUGUUUUUGUUUUUGUUUUUUGGCGUCUGAAAUGAAGGGAAAUAAAUUAAAGGCUUGCGUCUUUAUUUUCAUAUUUUAUAAAGUUAGGUCUGCCGUCGGAUUGCAGUGAACUGUAAAAUAUAAUCUGCUAUACUUUCAAAACAAAAAUGAUCUACUCAUAUUGUUCAUAUUUUUUUGUUUGUUAA
Molecule: messenger RNA, 2668 nt
Organism: Prosopis cineraria
Lineage: Eukaryota; Viridiplantae; Streptophyta; Magnoliopsida; Fabales; Fabaceae
Exons: 6
Coding region: 137-1897 (586 amino acids)
Source: RefSeq, a predicted model, not a curated record